Molecule: messenger RNA, 1818 nt
Organism: Zerene cesonia (dogface butterfly)
Lineage: Eukaryota; Metazoa; Arthropoda; Insecta; Lepidoptera; Pieridae
Exons: 6
Coding region: 273-1193 (306 amino acids)
Molecular function (GO): oxidoreductase activity
Source: RefSeq, a predicted model, not a curated record
GUGGCAAUGCCAAGUUAGUAGGUUUCGUCAGCUGUAAAUUGUAUAAGUAAUUUUGACUUCUGAGUUAAACUUGUGUUGGUUUGCAAUUAAGUUGGUAUUACGAUUUCCGAUUUUAUUUAAUUAGUCGGCCGGCGCAAUCAAUAAAGCUUCCGCGAAAGCAGACGGCCGCUGCAUUCAUUGCAAGACCAGCAGCCGGAGCAGUCGGACACAAGUCUCUCAAUUUGCCUAGUAAUAUUUCUCAGUACUUCAAAGGACUUCAAACUACAAUCAAGAUGGCGAUGGCACUACCAGCUACCAACUUCGGAAAUAUUAAAUUUGCCCUGAAUAAUGGAGUAGAAAUGCCUGCAGUUGGAAUUGGUACCUACCGAGUGAGAACAGCGGAAGAAAUCUACAAAGUGGUGGACACCGCUUUGGGUGCUGGCUACAGGCUGUUUGAUACUGCUGGGGUCUAUGGAAAUGAAGUUUUCUUAGGCCAGGCCUUUCGCACCCUGCUGCCCAAGUAUCAGCUUGAUCGAGAGGAUAUAUUUAUCACAUCUAAGCUUGCGAUAAAUGCUUCAGCACCGAUCGACCACGGUACUAUGGCUGUACCAAAAGCAUUUAAUAAGUCCUUGAAUAACCUGGGCAUGGAAUAUAUCGACAUGUACCUGAUCCACUUCCCCGGAGCGGCAAAGGUUAACAACCAGAGCGUUCAGAAUGCGUUGCUUCGAGCUGAAUCCUGGAGGGCCAUGGUGAAGCUGUAUGAUGAGGGCAGAGUGAAUACCAUCGGUGUUAGCAACUACACCAUCUCGCAUCUCUCCGAGUUCUUGGAAAACCAUAGUAAUAUACCUGUUAUCAAUCAGGUGGAGUUCCAUCCAUUUUUCAACCAAACGGAGCUGCUGGAGUUCUGCAAGUCCCAGUUUAUUGGGGUGCAAGCCUACUGCUCUUUCGGUGGGCUUUCCAUUGGCUGCUCCGAACUGUUCAAUAACGCUGUGGUGACCAAGAUAGCUGCCAAACACGAAGCCUCUCCAGCCCAGGUUCUGCUACUGUGGGCCUUGCAGCAGGAUAUAUCCGUUAUCCCAAAGUCCACCAACCCAAAGCAUAUUAAGGAAAACAUCCAGCUUGACUUCAGGCUCACCAAUGAAGAAAUGAAGGCUCUGAAUAACCUCUCCCGCCACAAGAACAAGUACGCUUGGGACUCAUCCAAUGUUCGUUAAACGAAUGAUUCGCUUCAGUCUGUUUCUGAACCCCCCUCCACCCCCCCAGAAACAUGUCUAUAUUAAUUUAUAUCGCGCAAUUAAGGGGAAUUUAGUUAAAUUUAUUUUUAUGUCUCAAAUUUUUUAAUUAUAUCGGUAGUCGUUUUUUGUAAUCUAAGUGGAUUUUUUCUAAUGUUAUUUUUAUUUAAUAUUUUACGUUAUGCGUUACAGAGGUUACGUUUUUGUUGUUAUUUAUUGAAUAUAUAGAUUUACUUUAAUCGAAUAUCAAAUUCCGCCUCAAGUUAUGAAUUGAAUCUUUUCAAUUAUAGCCACGGGUGUUAUUUUUCUGUGAUGUUUUUCUUACGUUGUUUAAUGAUCAAAUUUAAACUAUUUGUUGUAAUAGUAGGUGUAUCCUUUAGAGUAUAGAUUUAGCCAGGGAUUUUUAUCCCUUAUUUUUAAAACCUUACUUUAUAACAUAAUAUGUAUAAAUGUAGUUUAAACAUGUUGGAAACAUGUAUAUUAUAUCUCAAAUAUAGUAAAGAAAAAGAAAACAAAAAAAAACUAAUGUAAUAUUGUAUUUAAUAUCGCGUCCUACACAUGAAUUGUCUUAGGAGCAAAUAUGUGAUUUAAAAAUAAACAAUAUCAA